AUGGGCGAUUUUUAGGGUGAAUAUAUUUAGUAGUUUCUUUGUAAUAUCAAUUUAAGAAAAAAGGUAAGGAUUAAUAAUUAAGAAUGUAUUUAGAUUAAAGAAAUACUUAAAGAGAAAACAGAAAUAAUCCAAAAACUAGAACAAUUAGAAGUAGAAAUAUAACAUAAAUUAAUUAGAAAGAGGGAGAAAAUUAGUCAUUUGAAGAAAGGAAAAAAAGAUUGAGAAGUCUUGCCAGUCAAAUUGAACGUAAUUUUUAAUGCCCAUUAUCAAAAUGUGGUAAGAAAUAUGGGUAAGAAUGAAUGAUAUUAUGUUUUAGAAGUGAAGGCUCAUUAAACUAACAUAUAAAACUUAAGCAUCCUGAAUUAGUCAAUAAGGCUUGA
Messenger RNA from Paramecium octaurelia, 380 nucleotides. The record is from the annotation of a GenBank genome assembly. Lineage: Eukaryota; Ciliophora; Oligohymenophorea; Peniculida; Parameciidae.